Amphiprion ocellaris (clown anemonefish) is the source of this 3706-nucleotide messenger RNA. It is a transcript of the gene cyp26c1, whose product is annotated as cytochrome P450 26C1. Lineage: Eukaryota; Metazoa; Chordata; Actinopteri; Pomacentridae. Bases 422 to 2029 code for a protein of 535 amino acids. Gene Ontology annotation, molecular function: heme binding; oxidoreductase activity, acting on paired donors, with incorporation or reduction of molecular oxygen; monooxygenase activity. The record is from RefSeq and is a predicted model, not a curated record. The transcript is spliced from 7 exons. Gene Ontology annotation, biological process: sterol metabolic process.
CCGCUCUGAUCUCCGAACGCUUUCCUUUCCUUUCCUUUUUUUUUUUUUAAUUCCCACUCCUCCGCUCCGCUCCGCGCUGCGCUGUGAAUGAACGAGCCUCUUAACAUAUCAGACCAACGUCAUCAGCUGAAGGUGGAUCACGCCGCGCGGCCGUUUCUAUAAAGCCCCCCGCAGCCCGCUCACUGUGGAGGAAACGGACACCGGUUUGGCAGAAACGAGGCGAAAGAGAAAGAAGCAACUUUUCCUUCAACCCAAACAGAUUUUCUGGAAGCCGGCUGGAGAUUUUACAGGGGACCCGGAGAAAAAGGAGGCGGAGAAGCAGAGAGCCGGACGGGGCAGAAGCUUUACGCACCGCCGCCGGACAGAGAUUCAAACGCACAGGACGCAGGUGGAUGCUGGGAAGCGGACCAGCUCGGAGGAGAUGUUCCCCCUGGCCCAGUUCGGGGUGCUGUCGGCUCUGGCCACCGCGCUCACCUCGGUCCUGUCCGCGCUCCUGCUGCUGGCGCUGACCCGGCAGCUGUGGAGCCUCCGCUGGAGCGUGACCCGGGACAAAGAGAGCAGCCUGCCGCUCCCGAAGGGCUCCAUGGGCUGGCCGCUGGUCGGAGAGACCUUCCACUGGCUGUUCCAGGGUUCAAACUUCCACAUCUCGAGAAGAGAGCGUCAUGGCAACGUGUUCAAGACCCACCUCCUGGGGAAACCGGUCAUCCGGGUGACGGGCGCCGAAAACAUCCGCAAGAUCCUGCUGGGGGAGCACAGCCUGGUGUGCACCCAGUGGCCCCAGAGCACCCGCAUCAUCCUGGGGCCCAACACCCUGGUCAACUCCAUCGGAGACCUGCACAAGAGGAAGAGAAAGAUCCUGGCCAAAGUGUUUAGCCGGGGGGCUCUGGAGUCCUACCUGCCCCGGCUGCAGGACGUUGUCAAGUCUGAAAUCGCCAAGUGGUGCUCGGAGCCGGGCGCCAUCGACGUGUACGGUGCUGCCAAGUCGCUGACGUUCCGCAUCGCCGUCCGGGUGCUGCUGGGACUGCAGCUGGAGGAGGAGCGCAUCGUUUACCUGGCGAGGAUCUUCGAGCAGCUGAUGAACAACCUGUUCUCGCUGCCCAUCGACGCGCCGCUCAGCGGCCUGCGAAAGGGCAUCAAAGCCAGAGAAAUCCUGCACGCCAACAUGGAGAAAAUCAUCGAGGAGAAGAUGGAGCGGCAGCAGGCGGAUGACGAAUAUCACGACGCCUUCGACUACAUGCUGUCUAGCGCCAAAGAGCAUGGUCAACAGCUCAGCAUCCAGGAGCUCAAGGAAACAGCAGUAGAGCUGAUCUUUGCAGCUCACUCCACCACAGCCAGCGCCUCCACGUCUCUGGUUCUGCAGCUCCUUCGUCACCCGGCGGUGGUGGAACGAGCCAGAGCCGAGCUGGAGGCCGAAGACCUCGGCUACGAAUCUCACAGCAGCCCAUCCGGCGUCAACGUGGAGAAAGACGACGGUUCUGCCGACACGGAGACGACCUGCCUGCUGGACGGAGGCCGGCAGAGGGAUGAAGCUGGUUUUCCACAGUCCCGGUCUCAUUUACCGGAUCUGAGCCUGGACAAGCUGAGUCAGCUCCGAUACGUCGACUGUGUCGUCAAGGAGGUGCUUCGCUUCCUGCCGCCGGUCUCUGGAGGUUACCGGACGGCCCUGCAGACGUUCGAACUGGACGGCUACCAGAUCCCCAAAGGCUGGAGUGUGAUGUACAGUAUCCGGGACACCCACGAGACGGCAGCGGUCUUCCAAAGCCCGGAGCUGUUCGACCCUGAUCGGUUCGGCCCGGACCGAGAGGAGAGCCGGUCGGCCCGGUUCAGCUACGUGCCAUUCGGAGGUGGUGUUCGGAGCUGCGUGGGGAAAGAACUGGCGCAGAUCAUCCUAAAGACUCUCGCUGUGGAGCUGAUCGGGACGUGCAAAUGGACCUUGGCUACGGAGAACUUUCCCAAGAUGCAGACGGUGCCCAUCGUGCACCCGGUUAACGGGCUGCACGUGCAUUUCAGCUACAACUACCCACUUUAGGUACAAAAACAGACUGACAGACUUUCCCAAAAAACACUCCCCCCCAAGAGGCAACUGAAUCUUUACUGCUUCUGGAAACACCGAACUGGCCGGUCCUGAUGGUGCAGUUCAUUUCCAUGGACUUUGAGCCGUUUACAUGGUAGUUUGCAGCACUUCUUCACUCCUCCAGUGGUCUGAUCCAAACCUAAGAAACCCAUUCACUUGUAACAGCUUUUCAGUUUCCUUUACUUGCAUUUUAAGUUAUUUAUAUGUGAAAUCAGUAAGAAAUAUGAGCAUUCUCCCUGCUUCUUUUGCUGAAGUUCCUGCUGAAUGGACUUCAUGAACACUUAAGAAGUUUCUCUUCAGAGCUCCAGUGCCAUUUACAAGGACAAACAGCCGCUAAGGGGCUACUUUUAAUAUUCUGCUGCCUCUCUGUAGUCUGUAAAUCCACUUUAAGUUAUUGAAAUAUCAGAGUGUGCAUCUGUGAAACUAAACUCUACAGAGGAGAAACCCCAGUUUGACCAUUUUACAGCGUGUAAGUGACUUUAUUUAACAUUUUUAGACUACAGGAGGUUAAUGUUUCAGAGAAUCCAACAAUAAUUUUAGCUUUUACAUCAGUGGGUAUCACUAAAGUCAUAGCAAAAUGCUACAUAUAUUUGCUGUGCUGAAUUUGCAAGUCAGGAGUAUUUUUCUUUACUUUUCGAAAACUGAGCUGGUAUAAUUCUUUCAGUCCAGACUCAGAGACUUCACCUCCAACCACUGUGCAGAAUGUAACAUACAGAUUUGUAUACAAAUACUUAUGUUUUUAAUCCUCCAGUUGCCUUUGUUUACUUCUGAAGACCUCGGUUUGCCUCUCUGAAGUGCCUCUGAGCAAAGCGCUGGAUGUUUUCAUGGGAAUGCUGCAUGUGCAGAAGCAAAAAAACGAGAUCACCUGAGCUUAAUUAAGGCUAAAACUCCAAGUGACAAGAUCUACAAUGAACACAUAUCUGAACACCUGUGGACAAUAUUUAAUCUGGACACAACAGAGACACUUUGUGCUGAAUAAAAAUGGAGCCUGCACUUGAUUUUGACAAGUUGGUUCCAAUACAAGGAUCGUCAUCGAGUUCAAAAUGUUCUGUUUUAAAAAAAAAAAUAUGAAUGUUAAAUUUUUUUUAAUAUAUAUAUAUAUAUAUCCUUAACAGUGCUAUUAUGUGUGUAUCAAAUGAAGUAGCAUAAUGAAUAAGCUGUAUUUAAAAUGCAGAUGUAUCAUAUCUGUUGUGCUUUUACUUUAUCUGUAACAGUUUAUAGACAGAGACACUAACCUGUAACGUAACGGACUGUCCAGAAAACCUUAUUUCACUGCUAGAACUCUUUUGUUGUUUAGAGCAGCGUAUACUGAGCAUGUAAAAGCUAUUGUUAUUAUUAUUAUUAUUAUUAUUAUUAUUAUUAUUAUUAUUAUUAUUAUUAUUAUUAUUAUUAUUAUUAUUAUUAUUAUUAUUAUUAUGACUGGGCUAAUUCUAGGACCAUUUCUGUGUCAAAUCCUAAUAGAUGCGCUGUGAAAUCUUACAUAUGGAUGGAUUUGUGGAAGGAGAUAGCACUUUCUCCACUUUUACGGAGUUUGUAUAUAUUUGUCCUGUUUAUGCAUUCACUGAGUGUAUCGGAUGUAGCUGCUGUACAGUUGAUGGAAAGAGUAAAUUAGAAGAUGAUAAAUGAAAAUCA